Messenger RNA from Dendroctonus ponderosae (mountain pine beetle), 2457 nucleotides. Its product is annotated as nucleolin. The coding region runs from base 194 to 2245 and encodes 683 amino acids. Lineage: Eukaryota; Metazoa; Arthropoda; Insecta; Coleoptera; Curculionidae. The record is from RefSeq and is a predicted model, not a curated record. The transcript is spliced from 10 exons.
GAUCAGCAGGAUUUGGUGUUUUUGAUGACACUGUUUCGAUCCUAGGUUUUUACGAGUACUGCUCAUGGGUCAGUAGUGCUCGGUCGAUCGCAGUGCCAGCUGGAAGUGUUCGAAUUUCGGCUUCGAUUUUUAUAAUUGUUUUAUUUUUUGUGAUUCAUUUGCGUUUAGGAUUAGUUUAUAUAUUGGACCCAAAAUGAAGCUUUAUCUACUAACAGCCGCGCUUUGCUGCCUUGCCUUAUCCUGCCAAGCGAACCCCGUUUCUUUGGACAAACAUGUCGACGACCAUAGUGUGGACAGUAAGCCAACCGAGACGGAGCGGAAAGGAGAGAAGCAAGAAGCCACUCCCGGAGUAUUUAAAACCGAUACUGAAGUUGUUACUUCAGUCGAAGUUAAGACUGAAGUAGAAACCUCCAAACCUGAAGGGCAUAAAGCGACAGAAGCUGCACCAAUGAAGGAAGAAACUACGGAAAAAGAUGAAUGUCACUCAUGUGAAAAACCCCAUUCAGGUCACGCUAUUCAUUCGAAGAAAACACAAGCCGAAUCAGGCAGACAAUCAUCUGAUGAUGAUGAUGACGACGAUGACGAUGACGAUGACAUUCUAGGCGAUGACGAUGAGGACGACAAUGAUGACGACACUGCAGCAGAUGAAGCUGAUGAUGAUGAAGACGACGGCGAUUUCCUUGGGGGAUUCUUAGAUGAUAUCUUAGGAGGAGGAGACGACGACGACGACGAUGAUGAUGAUGAUGACGAUGAUGAUGACGACGAAGAAGACGAACCAGCUCCAUCGUCAGCCGUUAUUACAAACACCGCUCAAUUGGCAUCAGCCCAAAAUGCCGCAGCAUCUGCAGCAUCCAGUGCUAGUCCUUUAUCAGCAGAAAACGUCAUCGAAGAAGAAACACCCGAAGAACAAUUAAAUGCUGCCGAAGAAGUGGACGGAGACAAUGAAACUGCAGGUACGGAAACCGCCCAAGAAGAUGACUCACUUCCUGGAUCUCUGAUCGAAAAAGACCCCGUGGAUGAUGAAAUUGUUGCCCAAAAUUCUGUUCAAGAACCCAUAAUAGUACAGCCGGUUCCAGCCUUUGAUAAUACAGCUGAUGAUGAAGAAGAAGAUGACGACGACGAUGAUGAUGAUGAUGACGACGAUGGAAUUGGAAGUGUGAUCGGCGAUGAUGACGACGAUGAUGACGACGAUGACGAUACUGACGAUGACGACGAUGACGAUGACGACGAUGAUGAUGAUGAUGACGACGAUGACUCAGGUUUAGCAGAUGUAAUCGACGCCAGGAAAGCACGUGCUUUAAAGAACCAGCCGAAGAUGCCUCAAAUUUACAUAUCAAAGUACAACAGAUUUGUUGAUGCUGUACUGACACGAAUAAACAGAAUGUUGGGGAAACAAUACGAUCCCGUGCGAGUCAAACUUUUGACUGCAUCUCAGAGAAACAACAUGAAAAACAAAACCAAGAACACGAAAAAUAAGAAAAGAACUGCCGGAAAAGAUGCGCCCAAUCUAAUGACUGAAAAAACAAACAAAAUGGGAGAACUGGAAAUAGCAAGGCUAGUUGGUGGCAAAUAUGGGGCUCAGCGUACUUCCCGCCAGUCAAGAGACUCCGAAGAACCGGAGUUUGUUCUAAUAUCCAAAACGGGGAGUUCUAAUGACUUUGAGGACCAAAAGCAAAGUUUCAAUCAAAAUCGCGCCGCUCCAGUCAGGCAGAAUAACAAGAGAAAACCCGCUACCAGCAACGUUCCAAAGAAGACAACAACAAACAAGAAGAAGGCAACAAUAACGAAAACGGGAAACAAAGUCAAACAAACCUCAGCCAAAAACAAGCAGAAAGCAAAGGCCACUCUUUUCGGGUUGAGCACUUUGAAGCGAGAUGGUGAUGUGACUGUUAACAUGACUCCCAAAUUUACUACCGUAAAAAGCAACUUCGUAAUGGGACCUUUAACAUUAAGAGUGGAAAGAGAAGUGGGAAGAAGUGGAAAAAGAGAAUUGAGGAGCGCAACAGCCACAACUGCAGAUAUGUUCGGAAGACUAAACCUGAAAUUGGUGCAUGGCGGUGCAGCUUCAUUACAAUCAAUCAGGGUGUUACAGCCUAAACAGGUGCGAAUCGAUACGCCAGAUAAUCAUGACAAAACCACGGAAUUUAUGUGGAAGAGAAGUCCACAGAUAGCGUCAAUAGUGACGCAAAAACUUGGAGCUGUGACUAGAUCAAUGCUCAAGCCUCCACCACAAUCCAGGCCGUAGAUUUAGCAACUGGCAAAAUCACUAUAUUAAAUUAAUCAUCCUAAACUUGAAUUAUACCUGAAGUGUACCUGUUGAGUCCAGCAACCUUAAACCAUGUUUAUUAAGAACAUUUUAGAGCGGCGCCAUACUUUAGGUCAUUGAGACAAGGUGGAAGUGUUUACUUAUGUAUUUAUUUAUUUAUAUUUAUUACAUUAUUUUCAAGUACAAAAACA